GGUUAUCAUCGAGUACUCUUGUCUCUCUUCCGGCAUUCAGGAACUGUACGAUUAUCCGAAAAUCGCCUGGGCGCCCAGUCAAGCGGUACAGGACCUUUAAUCCAAUUAAUGAUUAGAGUGUAUACUUGGACAUUAUCCAAUUCAGGCAUCAAAGAUGAAGAUAAGCCAGCUCUACGUCUAUCCCGUGAAAUCGCUCCGUCCAGCGUCCAUGACGGAAGCAGCCAUCACAAGGAGCGGGUUCGAAUACGACAGAUGUUUCAUGCUGCUCAAAGUCAAUGACGAAAACACCGGCGACUUCGAAAAUAUGCACGUCUCCUAUUAUGCAGAAUUGACCCUUUUCCUGACAGACCUGGUGUUACCAAGUGAAGAGGGGAACGACAGCGGGAGGAUUCGAGUAACAUAUCAAUCGCCCGUCAGUUCUGAUUCAAGCCAAGGUCGCAAGACGCUCGAGAUUCCUCUAGAGCCAGACAUACAGGGGUUGCGCGAGCUGGAUAUCGUGAUGCACGAGAGUCCGACCAAAGGAUAUGAUAUGGGACAUGAAUACAAUGAUUGGUUCAGUGAAUGCCUUGGAUACAGGGUCAUCCUAGCAUAUCUGGGACAGAACAGAAGAUCUGUACUGGGGUCAUUGUCACCCAAGGCAGCAGCGCGGAAACAACAGAAUGCUAACGGUGGGGGUGGAUGGCUAUCUAUGGUGAUGAACAGUGUCCCUCUGUUGGGUGGAAACGGUGGAGAUGAGGGCCAGAUUACAUUUGCGGACUGUGCAGCCUUCCUGGUCGUGUCGGAAACAUCGUUGCACAACGUAUCCGCUCGUAUGGCUGAAGGUGAAGAGGUGGAUAUCAUCAAGUUUCGUCCGAACAUAGUGGUCUCCGGCUCAGAAGAAGCAUUCGAAGAGGACUUCUGGGGCGAGCUGACGGUUGGAGAUGAAAAGGUGAAGUUACUCCUAACGGCCAAUUGUACCAGAUGCCAGAGUCUCAACAUUGAUUAUACAACGGGGAAGUUUGGCACUGGGGAAUCAGGCAAAGUGCUCAAGAAAUUGAUGAAGGACCGACGCGUGGAUAAAGGUGUAAAGUAUAGUCCGGUCUUUGGACGCUAUGGGUUUCCAGAUCAAGCUUCGAACGGCAUGACACUCCGUGUGGGGGACGAAGUCGAAGUGUCAAAGAGGUUGACUGAACGGACAACGUUUGAUUGGCCUGGUUUGGCAUACUAAACGAAACAUUAUGAAUGUAUUGAAGAUACAACAUCCGUUGGCUAGAAAAAGCUUGCUAAAACGACAGGCACUGGAGUUACUUCACCAGCUAUCUU
This is a messenger RNA of Paecilomyces variotii, 1302 nucleotides long. RefSeq names its product MOSC domain protein. The record is from RefSeq and is a predicted model, not a curated record. The transcript is spliced from 3 exons. Lineage: Eukaryota; Fungi; Ascomycota; Eurotiomycetes; Eurotiales; Thermoascaceae. The coding region runs from base 155 to 1207 and encodes 350 amino acids. Gene Ontology annotation, molecular function: molybdenum ion binding; pyridoxal phosphate binding; catalytic activity.